This is a messenger RNA of Enhydra lutris kenyoni (northern sea otter), 312 nucleotides long. Its product is annotated as UPF0538 protein C2orf76-like. The record is from RefSeq and is a predicted model, not a curated record. Lineage: Eukaryota; Metazoa; Chordata; Mammalia; Carnivora; Mustelidae.
AUGACUUCUGGAGAAGUGAGCAUUUGUCUCAUUCAUUCAUUUGAGCAUUGCAGUUUCAAACCUGUAGUAUAUCAUGGAGUUAAUUUGGACCAAGCUAUAAGGGAACUUAUAAUAUUUCUAAAACAAGAUGUACUGAAGAUAACUCAUCAAGCACAUAAAUCAAAGGCAAAUUAACUUGUGUUUGAAAAUGUCAGAACCCUGUUAAAAGAAGGCAGCACUCUCAAAGCUGUGAGAAUCCCCACUGAAACUGAAAUUGCAUUCUUCUGUGAAGAGGAUUAUGAGAACUGCGACGCUCAUCCGAUUUCAUCCUAG